This is a messenger RNA of Suncus etruscus (white-toothed pygmy shrew), 3011 nucleotides long. RefSeq names its product alanyl aminopeptidase, membrane (gene ANPEP). The coding region runs from base 129 to 3011 and encodes 960 amino acids. Gene Ontology annotation, cellular component: cytoplasm. Gene Ontology annotation, biological process: peptide catabolic process; proteolysis. Gene Ontology annotation, molecular function: peptide binding; zinc ion binding; metalloaminopeptidase activity. The record is from RefSeq and is a predicted model, not a curated record. Lineage: Eukaryota; Metazoa; Chordata; Mammalia; Eulipotyphla; Soricidae. The transcript is spliced from 20 exons.
CUCUCAGAACCAAAGGACCCUGGUUAAUCUUUGCCCAGGCGACUCCUCCCUCACCAGGGGAUAUAAGUGAGACAGCAGCCGCCCGCUGUCUCCUGCCCUGGGCCUCUGCGGCAUCCCCUGCCCUCACCAUGGCCAAGGGCUUCUUCAUCUCCAAGACCGUGGGGAUCCUGGGGAUCAUCCUAGGCUUGGCAGCUGUGAGUACCAUCAUCGCCCUGUCCGUGGUGUACUCGCAGGAAAAGAACAAGAACAAUGCUGAAAGCAACACGGUGCCCCCCACCAACGUGCCCCCCACCGCUGCCACCACCCCGGACCCCAACCUGCCGUGGAACAAGUACCGCCUGCCCGACUCUCUGUUCCCACAUUCCUAUAGCGUGCAGCUGCGACCCUUCCUGACCCCCAACAACCAGGGACUCUAUGUGUUUGAAGGCUCCAGUACCGCCCGCUUUGUGUGCUUAAAGGCCACCGACAAAGUCAUCAUUCACAGCAAGAAGCUUAACUACACGACAGCACCGGUGUUGCGUAGUGUGGAUGGUGCCCAGGCCCCUGCCAUCGAGCGUUGGCAACUGGUCGAGUUAACCGAGUAUUUGGUGCUGCACCUCAAGGAAUCGCUCCAGCAGGGCAAGACCUAUGACCUGGACACGAAGUUUGUGGGCGAGCUGGCCGAUGACCUGGCUGGCUUCUACCGCAGCGAGUACAUGGACAACGGCGUCAAAAAGGUGGUGGCCACAACCCAGAUGCAGGCGGCCGACGCCCGGAAGUCCUUCCCGUGCUUCGACGAGCCAGCCAUGAAGGCCAUUUUCAAUAUCUCCCUCAUCUACCCCAAAGAGUACCAUGCUCUCUCCAACAUGCCCCCCAAGGGUCCUGACACAGAAUAUUCCAAAGACCCCAAUUGGCGUGUCAUUGAGUUCCAGACUACCCCCAAAAUGUCCACGUACCUCCUGGCCUACAUCGUGAGCCAGUUCGACAGCGAGAAGGCUGAAACAGCCAAUAAGGUCCAGAUCAAGAUCUGGGCCAGACCCAGUGCGGUCCAGGCAGGUCAUGCUCAAUAUGCCCUGAAAGUCACCGGGCCCAUCCUGGACUUCUUUGCCAGACAUUAUAAUACUGCCUACCCGCUCAGUAAAUCUGACCAGAUAGGCCUUCCUGACUUCAAUGCCGGUGCCAUGGAGAACUGGGGACUGGUGACAUACCGUGAAAACUCACUGCUCUUCGACCCAUACUCCUCCUCCAUUGGCAACAAGGAGCGGGUGGUCACUGUCAUUGCUCACGAGCUGGCGCACCAGUGGUUUGGGAACCUGGUGACCGUGGCCUGGUGGAACGACCUGUGGCUGAAUGAAGGUUUUGCAUCCUACGUGGAGUACCUGGGCGCUCACCAUGCGGAGCCUGACUGGAAUCUGCAAGACCUCAUGGUGUUGAACGAGGUGUACCGGGUGAUGGCCGUGGAUGCGCUGGCCUCCUCUCACCCGCUGUCCACCCCCGCCAAUGAGGUCAACACCCCCGCGCAGAUCAGCGAACUCUUCGACGCCAUCUCCUACAGCAAGGGAGCCUCGGUGCUCAGGAUGCUGUCCACCUUCUUGACGGAGGAUUUGUUCAAGGAGGGCCUGGCGUCUUACCUCCAUGCCUUCUCCUACAACAACACCGUCUACCAGGACCUGUGGAACCACCUGCAGAAGGCUGUGGAUAACCGCAAGUACCCACUACCCACAUCUGUGAGUAACAUCAUGGACCGCUGGAUCCUGCAGAUGGGCUUCCCUGUCGUCACUGUGGACACCACCAAUGGGACCAUCUCCCAGAAGCACUUCCUCCUCGACCCUGAGUCCAACGUCACCCGCCCCUCACCAUUCAAGUACCUCUGGAUCAUUCCCAUCUCGUGGAUGAAAGCUGGUGCAGAGCAGGAGUCUUUCUGGCUGAAUGGGACAGAGAGAGAACAGAAUAAUUCUCUCCAAACCAACGCCAACGAGUGGCUGCUCCUGAACCUUAAUGUGACUGGCUAUUUCCGAGUCAACUACGAUGAAGGCAACUGGAAGAAGCUUCAGAAUCAGCUACAGAACGACCUGUCGGUCAUCCCCAGCAUCAACCGUGCGCAGAUCAUCCACGAUGCCUUCACGCUGUCCAGUGCUGGGAUGGUAGGGGUGACUCUGGCCCUGGACAACACCCUCUUCCUGAGCAAAGAGGUCGAGUACAUGCCUUGGCAGGCAGCCUUGGACAGCUUGAGCUACUUCAAGCUCAUGUUCGACCGUACGAAAGAAGUCUAUGACCCCAUGAAGAACUAUCUGAAGAAGCAGGUCACACCCCUCUUCAAUCAUUUCAAAACUGUAACCAAAGACUGGAGUCAGCGCCCAACCACACUUAUGGACCAGUACAAUGAAGUCAACGCCAUCAGCACUGCCUGCUCCAGUGGGCUCCAGGAGUGCCAAACUCUGGUGCAGAACCUUUACCGAACGUGGAUGCAGGACCCUACAAACAACACGAUCAUCCACCCCAACUUGCGCUCUGCCGUGUACUGCAACGCGAUCUCCCUGGGUGGUGCCGCCGAGUGGAAUUUUGCCUGGGAACAGUUCCGGAAUGCCACCGUGGUGAACGAGGCUGACAAGCUCCGAGCUGCUCUGGCCUGCAGCACCAACGUGGACAUCCUGCAGAGGUACCUGGAAUAUGCCCUAGACCCUAACUUCAUCCGGAAACAGGACGCCACCUCCACCAUCACCAGCAUCGCCAGCAACCCCCUGGGGCAAACGCUGGCCUGGACUUUCGUGAAGUACAACUGGAAGAAGCUCUUUGAGGACUACGGUGGCGGCUCCUUCUCCUUCGCCAACCUCAUACAGGCAGUUACAAGGCGCUUUAAUACCGAGGAUGAUCUGAAACAGCUGGAGCAGUUUAAGAAGGACAAUAUGGACACAGGCUUCGGCUCCGGCACAAGGGCACUGGAGCAAGCCCUGGAGAAGACCAAAGCCAACAUCAAGUGGGUGGCAGCCAACAAGAAACUCAUCCAGGACUGGUUCAACCAGAACCAGUAA